Messenger RNA from Clupea harengus (Atlantic herring), 4941 nucleotides. RefSeq names its product FH2 domain containing 2 (gene fhdc2). Lineage: Eukaryota; Metazoa; Chordata; Actinopteri; Clupeiformes; Clupeidae. The record is from RefSeq and is a predicted model, not a curated record.
UCUGCGAGUGCGCUCUUGAAGUUUCAGACAAAUUGGGGAUUUCUCUCGGUCAGUACGGGACGAAAAGUCACUGCGGACUUUACUCAAGCUAUUUACUGUGAGAGCAAAGCGGAGCUCCAGUUGAUGAAGUGAAAAAGAUUAAAUCAAUUCAGAGGAGACGCUUCCAAUUGAAGGAGAACGUUUUUGGAAACUUCUUUAUUCCACCUGAAAGAUCUCAAACGAAAGAAACAGAGGGCAGCUUUGGAAGGAGAUACUGUGUGUGGGAGGUACACACCACAGUGGGACCCUACCAGUCAGCAGUGUCACCUUUGUCUGUAUUCGUGUUUUGACUGACCCCGGGCCUCACUCUCAUCCUGUGUGAGUGGACCUCUGUCACCCUGUGCUGGUUGUGUUUGUGGGCUCCCAGCCGAACCAAGUCCUCUUCCCCCUCGUCUCCCCUUUAAGCCGUCCGGUUCCGUGGCUGCCUCUCUCUCUAUGCACAUCAGCCUGUGCGUGGCCCCCAAAGAGUCUCGGCCCUUUCAUGGAACUCCGUCCCUUGGGGCCCCCGCGAGCCCUACUGCUGCUAACCGUCCGCCAGCGCUGACAGACAUGGCCGCGCUCCCUGUGCCCUCUCAGUCGGCCCCUCUGGCCCCUCCGCCUCCCCCGCCACCACCCCCUCCUCCACCCCCGCCUCCUCCUCUGCCUUUGUCUUCCUCCUCGUCGUCCUCCUCCUCAUCCUCUUCCCUGCCGGAGUCGGCGCUCUCCUGCCUGGAGUCCAAGCGGCGGCAGCGUCUCCGGAAGCUCAACUGGGAGCGGAUCCCGCGGGAACGCGUGGAGGGACGCCAGAGCGUGUGGACUGGGCCGGCUGCCGCCAGUGACGAGGACUUCCCGCUGGACCUGCGCUCGUUGGAUGAGCUGUUCAGCCAGAAGGAGGCACGCACGUCCCAGCGCUCCGGAAGCUUCCGCAGGAGCCUGCUGCGCUGCCGCUCGCCGCAGGAGACCGGUCUUGACAAGGUGACUCUCCUGGACUCCAAACGGAGCAUGAAUGUGGGCAUCUUCCUGCGGCAGUUCAAGACCGCUGCCACAGAGAUCGUGGAUGACAUCAGACAAGGGACCGGCGGUCGUUAUGGAGCUGAGAAGCUGUCUGAACUCCUCAAGCUGUUGCCUGAUACUGAUGAGGAAGCCCGACUGAAGAAGUUCACUGGGGAGCGCAGUGCUCUGGGGGAGCCGGACCUCUUCAUGCUUCUGCUGGUGGAGGUGCCCAGUUUUCGCCUGCGUCUGGACGCCAUGAUUCUGCAGCAGGAGUUUGACCCCGCCGUGACCUCUCUCUGUGUGGCGGCCAGAUGUCUGAGGGAGGCGGCCAGAGAGCUGCUGAGCUGCCCUGAGUUGCACUCCAUCUUGAGGCUGGUACUGAAGGCAGGAAACUACAUGAACGCCGGCGGCUAUGCCGGUAACGCUGCUGGAUUCCGUAUCGCUUCGCUGCUGAAGCUGGCCGACACCAAAGCCAACAAGCCAGGCAUGAACCUGCUCCACUUCGUUGCCAUGGAAGCUGUGAAGAAGGACGAGGGCCUACUGUCCUUCCCCAACCGCCUCUCUCUCUUGGGCCCUGCCUCACGGUUGUCCGAGGAGUCUGUGCUGGAAGACCUCUCUCGACUCCAAAGCAGGGUGGCGUCUCUCUCACACAGCGCCCAGAAUGAGCCCGAAAUCCAGCAACAGAUGCAUUUCCUGGAGGUGGCGGAAGUGCGUCUGCAGGAGGUUGAGGAGGAGGUGCAAGCCCUUCAUCAGAGCAGCCAGGCUCUGGUGGACUUCUUCUGUGAGGACGAGACCUCCUUCAAACUGGAGGAGGCCUGCCGCAUCUUCCACUGUUUCUGCCACCGUUUCCAAAGAGCUGUGCGAGAGAACGGUGAGCGCGAGCAUGCAGAACUGAGGCGUGUGGAGAGGGAGCGCGAGUGUUCGGAACGCCGGCGUUCCCUGGCGCUGUGUUCUUCUCCAGUCCUCUCCGGGGGCGAGAGCACAGACGACCUGGAGCGAACGCUGGAGCGCGGCCUGAGCCGCAGCAGGAGCAGACGCAGCCUGCGCAGCUCCUCGGACGUGCGCAGAAUCUGGGAGGACGUCUUCGCAGCGGACACACUCGGAAAGGAAGUGCAGGACUCCACAUGGACCGUCUCGAACACCCUUCACAGAUUUGAGGGGAGCGUGGCCAAUCAGCACACAGAGAGUGUCAUGACGACCCAGCAAACAGGAAAUGCUAAUACCGCAGCUAUGCAACACAUGCUGUCCGCAUCUCAUCCAGUGGCUCAGCACUCAACACUGCACACAGACAGCAUGGCAAACAGACCAACGUUAACACACUGUCGUGAUGGAACAACUCACACACCACACACAUUAAACACCCAUUCCGUGGUCAACCAGCACACACUGAACCCUGACGCUCAGAGUAUGCUACACACAGAUAUCACACACUUUCAGCAGGGACAGGCCACUGAUGUUCAGUACGCUGUUAGCAACAUGGCCGCCACAUGCAUGAAGAUUUCUAGCAGUCCAAGCACACUAAGAGGGCCUGUGAGCUCUCCAGAAAACACUUCGGUAAACAUAUCUCCCAGUCCUUUGGGAAAGUCAGCUGACCUCUCAGGAAUUGCUGGACCUAGCCCUAGUAACAGCCCCACCCUUCUGGGAGUCUUAGCCUGUACCCAAGCGAAGAGGCCAGUCCAAGAAACAUCCGGAAGCUUAUCGCCAGUUGACAUGGUGGUUCCGGGUGGCGUUCCAAACAAGCCGUCCAGUAAGAUGACCGUAUCGAGACCGAGCAGCAUCCGACUGCCCGUUCGCACACCUGAGAGAGACCCCCCUCCAAAGGUGCCCUCCGAGGUCGCAGCUGUUGCCCCUUCCUGCCUCGACGAGCCUUGCCCUGCCGCGCGACCCUCUCGGGGGUCCAGCCUGCCCUCUACGCCCUCUCGCCCCAGGCCAGCGGUGGCGGAGGAGGCCGAGCGCACGUACCCACGUGUGGGCGAGACCCUGGAGUGCCACAUGCUGGUGCGCGGGCUCCGUUCGUACGAGAGCCUGGCCAAUGCCACCCACUCGCCAACCACCCCGCUGCCACGCCCGGCACCUGGCCACUGCUCCAAGUGGAAGAAAGAGAGAGAGGCGGAGGAGAGGGAUGGGACGCUCUCUCCGUCUUCAUCCUCCUCCUCCUCCGUCAUCCACGCAAAAGAUGACCCGCACGGCGGCAAGAUGGCCGCCCGUGGGCCAAAGAGGGGGCUGUAUGCGUUGCGUUCCAUACCUCCUAACAGCUCGGCCACCACGAGAGUUCGCGCCAAACCUGUGCCGGCUCCUUCCGACUCCCCUGCUGCGCCCUCCCGCCUCACUCCUCCCCGCACCUCCUCCCUGCGCUCCUCUGCCAUCACGCGCCCCACCGCCUCCCCCGCCCAGCUCCGCCGCAUCAGCAGCGCCAAGGAGACCACCACCGGCCAGCUCGUCCGCCGCGCGGCGGAGAGGGUGCCGGAGAGAGGGGCUGCGGUAGGCGAGAGGGAGAAGGCUGCGGCCGCCAGUCACGAACCGUUUGUUCGCGGCUCCCCUUUGCGGGUCUCCAAACGGGUGGCACCGCAUAGCGAGGCCACAGUGGCGACGCAGACGCGUGGCGGCGCUCACAGCCCUUCAUCCUCCUCCAGCACGCCCAAGAACAUCCGCACCGCCGUCAUCUCCGCCGCACGAGCCAAGACCAGCAAAACUGAGACGUCCGCACCCAAGACCCCGCCCGCCACGGGCACACGGAUCCCCGGGCCCAAGAUGGCCCGUGCCGCCUCUCAGCCCACAUGGAAGUGAAGAUGCAACUAGCUUUGAAAGACACUUACACAAUCAGACGUACCUGCACAUGCAGAUGUAUCAUGUGUGUGUUCAGGUGAAUUGGGGAUUAUGGACAUGCACGUCCAAUGUGUUCAUUUUGUUUCCAUGACAAUAAGAUCACAUUCAGACUCUAGUUCACUCGUCAUUCAGCUGACCUUCAGCUGACCUUCUCAACUCUACACUAUCUGGAUUCUCAGUUUUUGUGUUUUUUCUUUUGGACACCUUGGGAUGAUCAAUUGUCUGUCUUCUCCCUCUUGAUUGAACAUCCUAUGUUUCUGGAGACAAGGUUACGAUAUCCUAGCUUUUGAUCUUCGUCUGCAUAGUCUUUUGAAACUGAAGAGAGCUGUCAUCGUAAGUUCUACCUCCACAACACUGUGGCCUUUUCCGGGGAGAUUUCAGAAGGGCUUCUCCUGAGAGGAGAAAGCUGCUUCAACAUGCCAGUUAACUUCAGAGGAAUCAACUGCCAUAUUUACUGUUGUUUUUCAAACAUGUCUCUGGUCAUCAGUUAUACAGGUUCAUCAUGAAAGACAGUGUUUUCAUUUUCAUCAAGUGAUUGCUCAAAUGCCUGUGCAUUUGUAAGAUAUAUGUGGCUGAAGUUCUAUGGGCUAGCUGUUACUGACAUCCUGUGUUGCCUUCUAUCUUUUCCAUGUUUUUUGACCUUGUGCGUAUGUGUGUGUAUAUUUGUGAACUUGAUCAAAGUGAGCCAUUGCACAUCAGCAGCUAGGUACAAAAAAAAAAAGACAACCUGUAUUAUUGAGAAGAAAUGUGGUGGGUUUUGUCAAUGUGAUUCUUAGUGUGUCUUUUUUUCCAAAGCAGCUUAAUCUAUGGGAGUGUUUUUCUUGUGGCCUGGUACAGCUGGAUGCCGAUGGCCAGCUGGUACUCCGUGGGUCACUGUGGGUCGCUCAGGUGGCCUUCCUUUGUUGCACUUUACAAACUAAAGACAGAAGGGUGUUGGGGACGAAUUGAUUAAUUUCUUUAAGAUAAUCUGCUGUAUGUUUGUAGUGUUUUUGUCAAAGAAGAAAAAGUAUCAUACUUGUCCUCAUAAAAAUGUGGAUUCCUAUUGUAAUAUUUGUAUUCCUUUGUAAAUAAGAGAAAAUAAAAUAAAGAUGGCUGUUGACAGUU